Molecule: messenger RNA, 1662 nt
Organism: Rosa rugosa (rugosa rose)
Lineage: Eukaryota; Viridiplantae; Streptophyta; Magnoliopsida; Rosales; Rosaceae
Product: 28 kDa ribonucleoprotein, chloroplastic
Exons: 5
Coding region: 39-935 (298 amino acids)
Cellular component (GO): cytosol
Molecular function (GO): mRNA binding
Source: RefSeq, a predicted model, not a curated record
CCACCCCUCUUAUCCACUCAGACUGAACAUCGGAAACAAUGGCGGCAUUUGAAGCUGCGCUGUCUCUCCCCUCACUCUACUCUCCAUGUUCCUCUAAACCCCUCUCCUUUCCUAAACCCUUAAACCUUCGUAUUCCCAAUUUCGUCCCUCCCAUUUCUCACAACUUCCUCUUCUCUCCUCCCCCACUUAUCCCCACAAGAAACCUCUCUUUCGAGCUUCUGUGCUCCGCGGUGCAGGAGAUUACAGCCGGGGAAGAACAGUUGGGACAAGACUCAGUGGAAGAGGAAACCCAAAACCAGCAAAACCUCAAGAGAAAGCUGUACGUUGUGAACUUGCCUUGGUCCCUCACUGUGGUCGAUAUCAAGAACCUGUUUGGAGAAUGUGGGGACGUUAAAGACGUUGAGAUUAUAAAGCAACAAGAUGGGAGGAACAGAGGCUUUGCAUUUGUCACAAUGGCUUCUGGGGAAGAAGCUCAGGCUGUCAUUGAUAAAUUUGACUCUCAGGAGCUAUCAGGUAGAACUAUCAAGAUAGAGUUUGCAAAGCAAUUUAAGAAACCAUCUCCACGUCCUUCGACCCCCCAAGUUCAAGAGACUCGCUAUAAACUUUAUGUUUCCAAUUUGGCAUGGAAAGCAAGAUCAAGCCAUCUCAGAGACUUUGUCUCUUUAAAUUUUAAAACUCCAGUUUCAGCCCGUGUCGUCUUUGAUGGGCCUUCAGGGAAGUCUGGUGGAUAUGGAUUUGUUUCUUUUGCUACAAAGGAGGAGGCAGAGGAGGCAAUUUCUGCUUUGAAUGGGCAGGAAUUGAUGGGGCGGCCAGUGAAUCUGAAAUUUAGUGAGAAAAAUGUAGGUGAAUCUACAAGCCAAGAGGAAAACGUUGACUCCAACCAAAAUGAAAAGGAGGAGGAAGAGAAAUUGGAGAGUCAGCCUGAAGAAUCAUAAGUCCAUUGUCUACUAGAAGAUGGAGAAAUUUUAUAUAUCUGAGUAAAAAUGUCCAUGUUACAAAAAGGUGAGUACAGUAAACCAAUUGAUUUGGGUAACUUCCUCUAAGGCAAAAACUUUUAAAGCCUGGAAAGCUCAAUUACUGAUAGAUUAAUGUUAAAGAACAUUCUGCCAGUCUUAUCCUCAUUUUGUUUCUUCAUCUUCUCUCCCCAUUGGCUUGUAUUUACUUGUUAUUGCAUAAUAACUCAUUUCUUCAAAUAUUGUAUCCUGAAUAAGUUAAUUAUGUUAAUUUAUUCACUUAGAAGAUGAUAAUGGAGGAACUUGUAGGCUUGUAGUACACUAGUAUAGCAGGUUUUGCUGAACCACAGUGACUUGCAUGUAUCAGCAAGUCACUGUCAGUAACUGUAAGGUUGCAACUGCUAUAUUCCUGUUCUGUCUCUUGGUGUGAGUAACUUAGGUGUUUCUUCUUUUGUUCAUGAAAUUAUCAAGUGGUGUUAGGAUCAAAGAACCAAUGUUUCCUGUUUCAUACUUGGGAAAAGGUGAAAGGAACUGAUGGCUUGUAAACUGUGACGUGAUUCUCUCUUAAAAAAGCCAGGGAUUCAGGGGUCUAAACUGAAAGAAGGGAAAAACACCAUGUUUUUUGUUUUUGUUUUUAUAUAUACAAUGCUUGUGCCAUUUGCAUUUUCUUGGAGGUGAGAUAUCAGAUGACUGCGGUUUUUUUGUUUUC